UCCUCGGCCCGAAACCACCCACCCAACCAAAGGAGAGAGAAGAGAACCCUAAUCUACCGAUCCUCGUGAUGGCCGCCGCCGCCCUCCCCAACUGGGUGAUGGUGGAUCGCUUCGUCUAUCGUAGGGAUGACGACAAGUCCUUCCGCGAGGACAAGAGGACCUCGGCGACCUCCACCACCUCCACCGGCGCCCCCUUCCGCGUCUCCUUCAUCCUCGCCGAGCCCCCCACCCCGUCGCGCCUCUACGUCUGGUGGCCGGAAGGACCAAAGCGACGGCUGGUGUGCCACCUGGUGGCGGCCCACCGCGACCUCGUCCUCCUCAGGCUGGACUCCAUCGCCCUCGAAUCAACCGAGGAGCAUCCGGAACCGUUCCAGGUGAUGAUCCUACAUGACUACUUCGUCUACAUACCCGAUGCCCCCCCGUCACAGCCCAAGCUCAAGCGGCUGCCUGCUUGCACCGAGGAGGACAGCCUGUUCAUGGGGAAGCCAGAUCUGCGCCCGUUCGAGCCUCACUCUGUUGGUCUAUUGCGCCGUGGUGAAGAAGAGUUCGCCGUGGCAUAUCUCACCGUAAGCAGGUCUAAGAGAUCGGUUCAAGCUCAGCUAUGGGUUCUCCGCUCCUCCGUAUCAACAAGACCAUCAUCCAGUGAUGAUGAUGUUGGUGACAAGUGGGAGAUCAAGCGCCUACCCAUCCAGCACCUACCCGAUGAAUACAACGAUUUGUACUACUGGUUGUCGCAUGAGGUGGUUCCCUUCAAGGAUUCCUUGUGCUGGAUUAACUACUACCGAGGCAUCUUGUUCUGCGAUGGUGUCUUUGGGGACAGUCCUAAGGUCUCCUACUCCCGUUUGCCUCUGGAUAGCUUCCCCCGCCAUCCUUCUCGCCACACACGCAAGGAGUUGUACCGCGGCUUGUGUGUCACUGAAGAUGGUCAUCGGUUGCAAUUCGUCGAUGUCGCCCGUGAUGAUGGAGCAGGCAUAGGCCCAAUGGCGCCCUCCUCUACUGGUUUCACCAUAACCAGCUGGAAUGCAAGGAGACUAGGGAAUGGUGCUACGUGCUGGUCCACAGAUGCCACUGUCAAAGCACUUGAACUGUGGGAUCAAAACACCCCUGCAUCUCUCCCACGUCAGGUUAUGAUGCUCCCUUUGCUCACCAUGGAUAAGCCUGAUGUUGCGCACCUCAUAUUGUACGAGUGGCAAGACGUGGUUGACAAGGCCUCACUAGUUACCAUUGACUUGACUGCCAAGCGAGUGGUGGGCAAAGUUGUUCCAUACAUUAAUGGGGAGGAAGAUCUAUCUACUGAUGAUGCUGACAUGGUCAAUUUAAAACCAAAAAACUUCGCGCCCUUCCUUCCAACAGAAUUCUCAAAAUUUCUGAAUCCUGGCCGUUUGUAUAACAAAGCUCACUCCACUGUAUUGCGGAAGGGGGGGAGUCAUGGAUGAGUCUUGUCACUGCCUCGGCCAACUUCGUAAUGAUAUCACCGAGUUGCGAUUUCGUCACCUUUGUAGUUCCAGCUCUCAGAUGACACUCUUUUGAAUUCUGCUGUGUUUGUCAACAAUAUCGAGGGGUCUACUUUUGUGUGGUGAAAAUACGCAUGUUUGAUGGGCUAUCAAUUUUUUUCCUUUCCAGAAUAAUUUUUAACAUUUCACCAAGUCAAUUGGCGGUGGUGGAAUUAUAGCGCCAUGAAAUGGGUGGUAGCACUGGAUAUGUCUGAUUUUGCUAAUGUGGGGGCACUAGGGGAUGAAAUACCUGUUUCUGGUUUCACAUCCAGGAGGAAUCGUGGUCUGAGGUUUAGGUGUGGGCUGAACUUUGAAGGCUCUAAAGUGUAUGGUAUCUCCAUCAUUAUAGUUAUAUUUGGGAAUCCGGUUUCACCGUGUUAAAACAAUGGAUCCUACCUUAAAACUGAUUGCUAGAGCCUAGCCAGCAAUAGAAAGUGUAGGACCG
Messenger RNA from Phragmites australis (common reed), 1938 nucleotides. RefSeq lists its product as uncharacterized. Lineage: Eukaryota; Viridiplantae; Streptophyta; Magnoliopsida; Poales; Poaceae. The transcript has 2 exons. Bases 69 to 1436 code for a protein of 455 amino acids. The record is from RefSeq and is a predicted model, not a curated record.